GUGUAGUAGAGUGUUGAGAGAUAGUUGUAUCUUUCGUUGUGGCCGAAUUCAUAAUACUCUAUUUGUGGCAGAUCGUAUGGGUUCCUUUACCUGCAUUACCACCGUCUAUACGAUGUAUUCAUGGUGCGUCUAUUGGAUGUAAUUGAUCCUUUUAUUAAGUGUUUUAAUGAUGGAGAAAUUGCACAAGGAACCGGAUGUUAGCAGGCAAGAUUAUUAUGCGUUUGUUAACGAGCUAAAACUCUUCCAUCAAAACAGAGGAACACCUUUCCGUCACCUACCUAAGAUCAAUGGCCGGGAAAUUGACUUACAGAAAUUUUAUAAUCAAGUAACAGCAUUAGGAGGCCUGCAAAAAGUUAUAGAACAUCAAAAAUGGGAUAGUGUAGCUGAGAUCUUGAAGUUACCCAAAUCCUGUGUAAAUUCUGCUCUAAGUCUGCGGCAAAUAUAUAUAAGAUAUCUUGGCCAUUAUGAAAAAAUCCAUUUCAUGGGAGAAGAGCCUGACCAUGAUAAAAAUCAAUCAUCAGAAUCUCAUAAUCGAAAAUUACAGCUUACUCUUUUUCAUCAAGUACCUAUGGUUUACAAUGCCUUGCAACAUGAAGUCUCAGAUACUGCUCGCUCUACAUCAGGAUUAAAUCAAGUUUUUGUGUCCCCCACCGAUUACGAUAAGCUAUGUAUGUCUCUCCUUUGUGGUCUUCCAAAUGAACAAGAAUUAGCUCUAAAUGUCUGUACUAUAUUAUCAAAUGAAGGGAAUUACAUGCUACAUUUAGAGCAAGCUCCAAAAUUAGUCGAUCUUCUUAUUGCACAGGCUGGUGUAUGGCCUCAAGAUGACAAUUCUUUGAAAAUGCUGUAUUUGGAGAACUGGAAGGACCUUAAAGGUAGAAACAUGCAUCGGUUUUGGAGGAGUACUCUUGAUUUACAAAAUACUCAUCUAGCUCAGCUAUUGGGAUUAGAUUUAGGUGAAUAUGAUCCUGAUGAAAAACUACUCAAUUUGGAAUCUGAUCUGGGUGCAUUGAAUGUGGAAGGGCAAAGAGUAUUAAGGGUUGCUCUGAUCUUACAUAAUUUAUCAUUUGAGAAGAAUAAUGUUCCUGUUUUAGUUUGUAAUUCCAGCUUCAUAAGGUUUCUUUUACUUUCCAUACAUUCAUCUUGGGCAAAUUUGAAGCAAACUGCUUAUGAUACCUUAGCAAAUUUAGCAUCAGAAAUAAAAUUAUCCAUUGAGAAGGAUUUAUGUUCUCGUGUUAUGUUUCAAACUGUUAUGGAUGGGAUACAGUCACCAGACCGAUACAUGAAUAUUAGGUCAAUGGAUAUCUUAUCACAGUUAUGCAGUUAUGAGCCAAAUGAAGAUAUAAUCCCUUCCCGACUUGAUGUUGAGGCAUAUCAACAGAUGGUGUCAUUUUUGACGGUGCACGAUGUUAUGCUACUCUUUUACACCUUAGAAGCUCUGUAUGCUCUAUCAGAUUUGGGAAGAUAUGCUUGUGACAAAAUAGUUUGUGUACAUAGAUCCAUAGGAGCUUUAGUUAGCUUACUGACUUUGGAACCAAACCAGUAUGGUCCAUCAGGCCAAGUUAAGAUGAAAAUUGUUGAGACUCUGGUACCAGCAGAAUCUGACAGUGAACAAGAAGAAAAAUCAGCUUCUCCUGCUGCAGCUGAACAAUCUGCUUCCUCAUCACCUUCACCCACAUCCUCUUCAAAGGAUGAUGUUGAUUCUGAAACAUUUGCCAGUAACUGGUUGAAAUCAACAUAUGAAGCUUCAGCAGGAAGUAGUAUGUCACGGAAUGAAAUAUAUGCAGAAUAUGUUAGCUAUUGCAGUAAAGCUGGCCGGAAAGGUGUUGUCAAUGCUAAUGUGUUUGCAAAUUGUGUUAAGAAUAGUUUUCCACAGUGUGGAUUAAAGAAAAUUGAGUCAGGGAAUGGUAUAAUAACUUUUCAUCAUGAUGGUUUGAAGAGAAAAAAAGUUACUACAACACAAACUGGUCCUCCUCCUUCCAAGUCAACGAAUAAUGCUAAUUCAUUUCGGAAAGUUCCUGCAACACCAACAACUUCUGCUUCCUGCAAACCUGGUCAAAAACUUACUCAUAGUCCUAUACUCAAAGCUCAACUCUCAGCGCCUCCCAGAAGUGGUGUUACAUCUCCUCCAUUGAAACGACCAUCUCAGACAGCAUCUAGUGGCCGUAAAUGUGCAUCACCUACUCCUGUGCCUAACUCUGUGUCACAAAGUACCACAUCAAGUGCACAAGCAACUCCAACCACAACUGGUUCAAGUACUUUAAUCAAAAGCCUUUUGGCAAACAAAGUGCAACAAAGAAAUCUUCAGCGACAGGUUGUUCCACAAAAUGUUUCCAAAAUGGUUAUAUACUCUCCUGAAAAGGUGGCACCUCUUAGUCAAGGAAUUGUUGGUUCUCCUACAACAGUCAUGCGCUGUGUGAGGCCUGGAGCUUUAUCUCAAGUUAAUUUAAGUUCGCAAAUUAGGACACCUAUACAAGCACGAAUAGUUUCAAAUAAAGGUCGUGUAAUUACUGCUACUCCUUCUAGAGUCAUAAAAUCCAAUCCUCUUGUAUCUUCCAAGAUGCAACCAAAAUUAGUGAAACAGACUGUGAUUGCAACUGCUGCGUCAACUGCACGUUUAAAUGGUGUUCAAAGAGAUGUACAAAUGGAGGUAUGCACUCAGGAUGAUGAUUCAAAAAGUACUGGUGAUGUUACAUAUACUCAAAUUACUCAGAUGAACUGCUUACAGAACCAUGUAUCUAAUGAUUCUGUUGCAGAUAGUAAAGAUUCAGUUUCUAAUGAUGGAGACUGCUUGCAGUCUGCAAAAGAUUCAGAUGUAAAUAGUGAUUUUGACAAAAACUUCUUAUUUUCACAAAUUCAAGAAAAUGCUGUAACAUACAGGUUGGCUGGACCAAAUGAGCUGCCACCUACGUCUGGUAAUCUCUUGAUUGUAAGAUCAAAGCCAUCGACAGAUGGACUUUCUCCUCCAAAGGAACAAAAUGGGUCUAGUGUUACAUUUGUAAAUAGCAACAGUGCCGUCACUGGUCUGUCAUUAGUAGCACAACCUCUGAUUCAGCCAAAGAUUCUUUCUUCAUCUGCAAGUAUUUUAAAGUCUGUUUUAGGUGAAUUAGAUACUCAGACUGAUGAUCUUGCUAAACAGCAACAGUUACAUAAAGAUAAAAUAUGCAAAAGAGCACCACUUUUAAAUGGUUUGUUAGAUAAAGGGAAAGUUUCAUUACCUGAACUACAAUCAACUCAGUUAGUGCAGAAUGGAAGUAAAACUACUAGUGUUGGGUUUGAACCUAAUAGUGAUGAAAGUAAAUCUUCCACGUCUUUUGUGCAAUCAACGUUAAACUCGGGUGUCAUACCUGUAUCAUCUUUGAACUCUGUUGUGCCGACAUCAUCAUUAAAUUCUAUUGUCAUACCUGCAUCAUCACUGAACUCUGUCAUCAUACCAGCUUCAUCUUUAACAUCUGCCAUUGUACCAUCAUCAUCAACAUCAUCUUUAAACUCUACUGUAACAUAUGUGUCCACUUUAAACUCAUCAGUAACGCCGGUAUCUGUUUUGAACUCUGCUAUUUUACCUGCAACUGCAUUUCAUUCAAAUGGGGACAAUUUAAUGCAGAUUUGUACAGGCCAAACAACACUAUCUGGAACCAUAGAAGUACAACCAGAUCAAAAAGGUGUUGUGAGACUGCAUAUAGAAAGUCCUGAAAAUUCUAACCAAGGGUCUGAUUUAUCUUCAAUAUCAGAUAUAACUCGAACUUUAGAAUGUGCAUCAAAGGCAAUAUCAAGAACAAAUGCUGAAUGCAACACACAAGUGCCUUUUUGUGGCGCUUGUGAAACUACAGCAACUGUUACAGUAAUUACUACAAAUACAUCAACUUUAGCAAGGACAGGACAGCAAAUAAUUGUUGUAACACCUGCAUUAAAUCAACCACAAUUACAUAUACAGUCACCUAACAUUAAGUUUCGCAUUUUGCAUAGUAUACCAAAAGUAGAAGAAUCCGUUGAUUUAAUAGGCUUCCCACGAGUACAUUUAAAUCAACUAAACCAGUUACGGCAACCUUCUCCUGAAACUCCCUCCAUUACUACUGCCAGUUUGAAAAGGCCGUCCAGUGAAUCCAUGUGCAUUGCUAAUGAUGUGAAAAAACCUCGUAUUGACACAAAAACUCCUUUGUUAGAAGCUACUCUUCGUUUACCCACCCCAGUGCCAUGUUCUGUUUCAGCUUCAGAUGUCAAUGCCAAACCAUUCCAUGAACCUCAGUCCUUUUUAAUAAAAUCAUCUCAAAUUGAAAAUCUUGGAUCUACACCAAAAUUAACCACUGCUAAAGCAGUGGCUGUGCCUGUCCAAAAUGUAGACUUUCCUAAUGAAAGAGAAGUUAAAACAUUUUCAGGUUUAUCGUCUGCUAGUGAUAAUCCUUCCCUUACAGCACCCUCUCAAGUACCACCAAGGUCUAUUUCUUCUGCAAAGCUAGAGUAUUUUUGUGAAUGGAAAGAUUGUGGCCUAAAAUUCUCUAAUCCUGGUUCAGUAUUUCUUCAUGCAAGUAAAGUUCAUGCACCACUAUGCAAUGAUGACAUGAUCUGUCAAUGGGAAGGCUGUGAUUCUAUGAAAAGAAGGCGGUUUUCAUUACUUACUCAUUUACAGGACUGGCAUUGUAAUGAAAGAGUUCUGCAUACACAAGCUUUGCGGAGGAAGCAGUUAUCCCAGCAGGGCAAAACGUCCAUAGCAGCACCUCAAAUGCCUCCCCCACAUCCUGGUUAUGCUCCUGAUGCUGCUUUGUUAGCAAUAAGGAGGCAUGCCCUUCAGUAUAUCAAUCCCAAGGAACUUUCAGAAGAAAAAGAGAGUGCGCUUACAAAAAGCAUUCGUCUAACAAGUGCCCUCAUCCUCAGAAACUUGGUAACUCACAGUUCUUUAGCAAGAACUUACGUCAGGAGAUUUGAGCCAGAAUUAGCAUAUUUAGCUAUGUCUCCUGUUGAGUCUGCUAGAACAAUAGCACAGUGCCUCUCCCAAUUAUCUAGGCCUCAUGAUUGAAAGCCUAGUAACAGCACUUUUCCUCCUUGUGCCAUGCAGUCUUUCUUCUAUUUGGUAAAAGGAAGAUCUUAGAGUUCAUUGCUACUUGAUGUAGAUAGUCUCUUCUACAACACGUUUAUGCAACAAAUUUGGCAUAUCAUACAGAUGCUAUGAUGACUGGAACUGCCAAGAAGAGGCAUAGUUUGCAAAUGAUCCUCUCACAGAGUAUAUAAAAUUGUAUCAUUGUAUUUAAAACACUUCAUGUUGUAUACAAGACUUUUCCUAUAUUUUGAGUUGAAAUGCCUGUGGGCUUUAAAGUGAAUUUUAUAUAGACUAACUGAAAGAUUCUUAUUGUUGAUUAUAUGAGAGGUGUACCAAAUCAAAUUUGCUUGGUGAGAACAAUGUUUUUAAACAUUUAAAAUGUAUUCAGGACCAAAAAUCUAGGCAAAUCACAACAUAGUUGUUGAUUGUAAAAGACAUGUUUUAAGAACUAUUUAAUUUGUACUGAUCUUGCACUUAAAAAGGUCAGGUGUAUUUAAAUGAUUUUAGGUGCUUUUCUUGUACCAUGUACAUUGUAAGUGAGCAAAUUGCCAUCAGUUAUAGAGUGAAAAUUUCACCUUGUGAAUAUCAUCUAGUAACAGAAAAGUCAUCUUGCUUAAGCCAUUAUUCAAGGAAUAUCCAAAUUCUGGCAUUCCAUAAUGUUCGUACUUCAUGUUUCAGUAUUUAAUUUUUAUUUUUUUAGAUACUUAUGCUCUACCUGACUUAUAUUUAUUGAUAUGUUUGAAAGAUCUAUUAUUGCUUCAUACUAAUUUUCUUCAACAUAGCAACUUCCAUUUUUGUGUUUUGUUCAUUGUCAGAUCAUUUUUGAUAAUGCGUCCUGAAAAUUCAAACCUGGCUUUUUCAGUGGGCUUUCACAGCAAAUCAUUGUAUCUAUUUAAAAACACUUGUUCAUAAGAACUAUGCAUUUUAUGAUUGUCAUUUUUUAUGGAGCUGAAAGAAAUGCAGCUUGUCUGUUUUAAUGUGUAAUGUUCAACAAUAAAUGAUAUCCUAUGCAAGAUUACAUUUAUGCAUUGAUUUCCCACAUGUUUCUACACCAUUUUGUCUUUCGGAAUUCAAAAUUAAUUUUAAUUGUGUUGAUAAUAAGUUUUUUAUGUAUGCAGUUGGGUUAUAUGUAAUUAUGAGAAUUUUAUUUCCUGCAGAUAACUAUUGCUGGAAAUUAUGAAUUUGGAAAUAUAUGUAACAAUUCUUAUGUGUACUUUUUUUUCCUUUUAAGAUUUGCAUGCUGUUAAAAAUGUCUUUUAAGAUAUCUAACCUCAAUAGCAUAUAUAUAAUUACUGAAUGAAAAACAAAUUGAGAACAAUGUGUAAAUGACGUAAAUAACUGUGCAUAGUUUAUUUAUUAGGCAAAACAUAAGAAUGGUGUGUAAGGCAGGGUAUUGCUAUCUUGUUAGUCCCGUCCCUAGGUGAUACUAACGCUUACUUAUUAUUUAUUACCAUACCAAAGAAAAAUAACAGAGCAAUUUUUAUGUUCACAUUUAAUUCUUAUUUCUUAAGUUGUGAAAACUGAAAAUGUCUACUUUUUAAAUUGAAGUUUUUUUUUUUUUUUUUUUUUUUUUUUUUUUUUUUUUUUUUUUUUCAAAACACUGAAAUCUGUAGACUUCAGGAGUAAGUUAACAUGUAUUUAAAAAUAUUUCUGAAACAGCAAGAAAAUAUAUGAUUAAAGUUUCUUAUUGUUUCCUAUUUUUAGACAUAUUUACUCAUUUGAAGGUUUUAAUUCAUAUGAAAAGUAAUGAAACUUUUCUCUGAGUCUAAAAUGCUUACUUUUUAAUUUACAAUAAAAAUAUUUCACAACUGAUGCGAUUUUAGCACCAUCAAAAAUGUUCUUUAUUUUAGAAUUCAUUUUGUCAUUAAAAGAAAUUGCUAUUUGAUCCCAUUACAUUUUCCAAAUUAUUAUUUGGUCUGAGUCUGCAAUUCUGGGUCUCCAAUUGUGGAACUAUUAUCUAUAAAUUAUUUAUCUUUGAGCUACUACCAAUACUGAAAAGUUUCUGGGUAAAUAUAUAUGCUCACAGACGAGGUUUGAAAUGAAGUCUUUGAGCUGGCCAAGUUUUAUUCAUAUGUGCAUAACUGUCAAGAUAUCAAAGUAGUGCAUUGUGAUUUAGUACUAAAUAUUAUUAAAAUACUCCAUGUGCUUAUUUAUUAUUGUAAUUGUAGGAAAUGUGCAUUUUAAGAAAUGUCUUGUUUGAUAUUUAUGCUUUAAAAAAGAAUAUAUUCUUCUGAGGCA
Molecule: messenger RNA, 7270 nt
Organism: Stegodyphus dumicola
Lineage: Eukaryota; Metazoa; Arthropoda; Arachnida; Araneae; Eresidae
Gene: Bap170
Product: Brahma associated protein 170kD
Biological process (GO): regulation of DNA-templated transcription
Cellular component (GO): SWI/SNF superfamily-type complex
Molecular function (GO): DNA binding
Source: RefSeq, a predicted model, not a curated record